This is a messenger RNA of Fopius arisanus, 4269 nucleotides long. RefSeq names its product C-terminal Src kinase. The transcript has 7 exons. Gene Ontology annotation, molecular function: ATP binding; non-membrane spanning protein tyrosine kinase activity. NCBI's taxonomy places the organism in Eukaryota, Metazoa, Arthropoda, Insecta, Hymenoptera, Braconidae. Bases 341 to 1855 code for a protein of 504 amino acids. Gene Ontology annotation, biological process: protein phosphorylation. The record is from RefSeq and is a predicted model, not a curated record.
UGGUAGUGGCGGUAAUGAAAGGCUUCCCGGCCUUGUGUAGCAAAAUGGUCGACAGAUUCCCCCAGUGAGUGUGUGACGUUCUCUUCCCCGACGUGUUGUGUUGGUGUCUCAUUCGCUUUUUAACGAAAAGUCUAUUAUAUGUAACUGUUUGUGUUUAUUUUCCUGUUGAGUGUUUUGUGUUUAUCCCAUUGCAUUUCUAUUAUUUUGGAAUACACGGAUUUUACCAGUUUGUUAUCCACGUAUGGAAAAACGAAAAUUAAAAAGGAGGAUGGACUGUGACUCGUGAAACUAGGUUAUUUGAGUGGGCCUGAAGAAUCGGUGAAUACCGGUAGUUGCCGUAAUGCCAACUUAUCACAAUGCGAGUGGUGGUUACCCAAAUGUAUCAGCGCCAACUCGGCAGGGAAAGGUUGAUGGAAACCAAAAUCAUCAUACAAUAUCAUCGAACGUAACGGCCCAUUCUAUAAUUCAGAACGCAAUUCAGUCGCUGCAGUCGAUUCAAUCAAUGCACUCGAUACCUACAAAUAACUUGACUGGAUCAAACAAUAUGUUGCCACAUCCAGUUUUACCGAUCAUGACAACUCAUUCGUCUGUCACAUCGCAGAAUGUACAAACCCACAUGAGUCCUGUUACUUCACCAGUUAUUUUAACACCAAAUGCCGUACCCAAUUCGAGUAACUUGACAGUAUUGUCGGCUAAUACGAGACAUGAAGUUAAACUUAAUGCUAUGCCAUGGUUUCAUGGAAAAAUAUCAAGAGAAACAGCAGAAAGACUUCUACGACCUCGAGAGGACGGUCUCUUUCUAGUCAGAGAAUCGACAAAUUUUCCAGGUGAUUACACGCUGUGCGUGUGUUUUCAGGGAAGAGUCCAGCACUACCGAGUUAAAUACAAAAACAAUCAAUUAACAAUCGAUGAUGAAGAAUUCUUUGAGAAUCUUGCUUUACUCGUGGAACACUACGAGCAAGAUGCAGACGGUUUGUGCACACAGUUGACUAAAUCCCUGCCAAAACAGGGCAAACAGGAUUUUUGCGUCGAUCCGAAAGCCUUUAUCGAGGCUGGAUGGGUCAUACAGACCCAUGAGCUCGAGUUACGUGAAUGCAUAGGCAAGGGAGAGUUUGGUGAUGUUUUACUCGGGGUUUAUCGGGGCGAACGUGUAGCUGUUAAAAUGUUAAAGGAUAAUAGUGAAGCAGCACAAAGGUUUCUCGCUGAAGCAAGUUUAAUGACAUCACUCAUACAUGACAAUCUCGUUAAGUUACUUGGUCUCGUAUUUAAUAAUCAACAUAUGUACCUGGUUACUGAAUACAUGAGCAAAGGAUCGCUUGUUGAUUAUUUGAGAUCAAGGGGAAGAUUGCACGUUACCAAAAAGGAUCAGAUUAAUUUUACAUAUGAUACAUGUGCUGGAAUGGCCUAUUUAGAGUCCCGCCAUGUGGUCCAUCGAGAUCUAGCUGCUAGAAACGUCCUUGUAGCUGAAGACAAUUCAGCAAAAGUGUCAGACUUUGGUUUAGCGCGAGAUGAAAAUUUUUCGCUCGAUGGAGGUAAACUUCCGAUCAAGUGGACUGCACCAGAGGCUUUAAAACAAAAUAAAUUUUCCAAUAAAUCCGACAUGUGGAGCUUUGGAAUUCUCCUCUGGGAAAUUUAUUCUUUCGGCCGAGUACCUUACCCCAGAAUACCAUUGGCAGAUGUCGUUAAGUGCGUAGAGAAAGGAUAUAAAAUGGAACCACCGGAUGGAUGUCCCUCGGAAGUUUAUGAUAUAAUGAAGCAGGCUUGGGAUUUACAACCAGAGAAGAGACCAUCGUUUCACGAUAUUAAAGUUAAACUCGCUUUUCUGAAGGCUGAGUACACCAAAUAUGCAAAUUAAACAAAGCUACUUAUACCAUGUGGAUUUUUUUUAUUAUGCAGAAAGCAACAUACGAGCGCUUCGUUCUCUGAAAUACGUUGAAUUAAGAGGAGAAUAUAUUACGAAAUUCAGAAGCUCUCGAGGCUUUACUGAGAUGACCUGACCAAUAGAUAGAAUAUUUAAAUUUUUAUUGACAAUUGCAUAAAGAAUAGAAUGAAAACUAUAAUUAUACAAUGAUAAUAUAGUAGAAAUGUGAGGUACACUUGACUUCUUUCAUUUUAAUAUCAUCCUGGCUUCAUUUUUAAGCUAUUCUAAAUCUUCCAAAGAGUAUUCAAUUAAUUUCUAUCGAAGAUCCUUUAGAUAUGACUCUCUCUAUUGGUUAGAUUAUCGUGUUCGUUACAAGUAACUGAGGGAAAAUUGACUGUGAAAUUUCGUUGAUUUUAUUUGUAUUUAUUAUCAAUUUAGUCUGGUAAUUGGAGGAUCGUCCGUCACAUUAACUCCUCUUUUCAUUCAUUCGUAAUAUUUAACAACCACGUUACCUAUGUCGAUUGUGCCUUUGUUCACGUAGAUAUUUUUUUAUCAGAAUGAGUAUUCGAAAGUGGCACUUCACCAAAUUUGAUGAAAACCCCACAAGACUGGUCACUCAAUCGUUCGAAAUUUUUCAUUAACAUGAGGCAACAAUUUUUGAAGAUAAUAGAAAUAAGAAUGACAACACGGUAUUAAAUUAACAAAUUUUUAUGAUGCAAAAUUUGGAAUAUUCAAAACACUAUAUCAGUACACAAGACUGUUUCAAAAUUAUGAGUUUAUGUAGAUUCUACUGUCUAUUGCAUGGAUAUGUUUUCAUAGUAACUUGUUUUCACAAAGUGGUGAUUCCUGGAGCACAAACUACAAUCCUUCGAAUCUAUGCACAUGAAACAAUCGUAAUUACUCUCACUUAAAGAAUAAACAGAUUGAUAAGUAGCUUAGGUUCAUGCUCAAAAGUCGUACGUGUUAAUUCCAUAAUUUCAUCCAUUAGUCCACGUAGAUCUGCUAUUUCAGCUGAAAUCAGUAUGAAGUAUAAACGAAGAGAGAAAUUAAUACUGUAUAUUAAUACUUUUUUUUUUAUCAAAGAUAUACAGUAGUUAGAUUAUUAAGCGGUAUUAAAAUUCAAUAUAUGGAGUGACUAAGGUACACAACUCCCAUCGAUUACGAGAUAUUUGUCAUGAUUAUCAACAAUGUAAAUUGAAAUGUAAAUAAUUUUGUACAUAGCUAUAAUUUUAAAUUCGGAAUGAGUGAAAUUCCAGUAGACCGAGGAGAAAGAAACGUUAACAAGUGAUUAGAGAUUUAAAACAAAUGUUCAUAUACUCGUUUAAAGUUCUAAACCUACAUAUAAUGCAUUUUAUGCAAUAAUAAAUGAUUGAAAGAAGGUGAAAAAUAGUUGUGAGAUCACUUUGGGUAUUUGCCAGCUCAAAGACACUAUAAGAAAUAUUUAAUACUACAUUGAGUUUUCGAUUGCAGGGUGAACUAUCCUCGAAAACAUUUAUUUCUUUAGUAGAUCAGAGUCGAAAUAUUAAGGUCAUUGUGCAGCUAUGAUUCAAGAUGCUUAACUAUGCCAACGAUAUCAUUUGUUCAACUUUCAUUCUGCUGAACUUUGAGCAAAUUAAAUAAAUUUUAAAAAAAGUAACUGUGACUCUGUGUUGCCAUUGCAGUUUGGAAUUAGAGUUAGACGUAGAUAAACGUGUAAAUUUAUACUUUAAUAUCGAUUAUCCAAUGAAAAUGAUAAUAUUCAUCAAGAAAAAUUCUAUAAAAUCGUCGAGCAUUUUCCUUUCCCUGCAUAAUUGAAAAUAUAUUUAAUAAAGUCAGUGAUAUCAUUUAUUGACAAAAUUUUAUUUGAGAACUUGAAAUUCAAUAGCGUAACACAGAGUCUGAAAUUUUUUAUAUAUUGAUAGAAGAUAUUUAUUUUGGUACUCAAAGCGCGACGAGUAACAUGUUCCCAACUGCGUUGUUUUAAAACGUAGUGAUGAAAGAUAAAAUUUCCGUUUCCAUCUUCACUUGUAAUCUUGAAUUCAUUAGAUCUUAAGAAAUUUAAUAUAUAUUAAAAUCGAAUACGCAAAUAUAUAAUUGAAUUGAAGCAAUAACAAGUUUUCAUUUACUGCACCGUUUCAUUUACCUAGGUUAAAAGAAUAAUUGGUUUAAUUAGUGAUUUUCUGUGCUUCUAUCUACUUCUAUCCUCGUGUGGUUCAUUGGUAAUUCUUUUACGAUGGAAAACGCUCAUAAACGAUGAAGUUAAAUUUUUCACAAUCUUCAUAAUCGUUGACAUCGGAAACUGAAUUCAUUCUAAUAGAGAAUAAAAAUGAAACUACUUUAAUAUUCAGCGUUGAGUGAUCUAUAAAGAGGUGCAAUAUAAAAGACUUUGUAAUUGCCAACUGGUGCAAAUAAAUUGAUGUUUUAUUGCG